Molecule: messenger RNA, 324 nt
Organism: Lachancea fermentati
Lineage: Eukaryota; Fungi; Ascomycota; Saccharomycetes; Saccharomycetales; Saccharomycetaceae
Source: the annotation of a GenBank genome assembly
AUGCUAGACAACACAACUUGGAGACAAUUCAUACACAAUGCUAUGAGACGCUGCCACGGAGUAUUUGGAGAGGCUAUCGAGUAUUACUUUCUUAGCCAGGAAAAUAAUAUAGCUUACCUGAAAGUCAACCGCUUCGAUAAGGACAAUUUUUCUUCAGGACUUUCUCUGUACAUUUCCAGCGAAGAGCUUGUAGGGACGUCCCUUGUUGCUACUAUCAUCCAAGAAUCAGACACAAUCGAAUCGUUGAUAGUGGCCGAGGAAGAUCAGCUAUGGCUGAAAAGGGUAAUUGAAGAAUGCCGAGAAGAACGCGAGUGCACAACCUAA